UAGGCUUCAUACAUCCGCCAUCUUUUUUCUCUGUAGCGUCGAGGAGACUGUCGCCACAUAAACGCUCGAUUUUGUGUAUUUUACGGUAGAUUUUGUCAAGAAAAAAGAAGUAUUCAAUUUAAAUGGAGUAUAGGCUUUGGGAUUUUUGGCGUUACGGUUGAAGGACUUGCUGAACUGAUCGUUCAAUGUUCGGGUUUCGAGAGGCGAAAACGAUGCCCGUACAGCAAAUUGUCGUUAACCCAGUGACUCUGCAGCAGACAAACAACAAAGACAGAAAAGUAAGUUACUACAUAAGUAAGAACAUUUUAGAGCUUAAAUCUAUCCUAUAAAGAUUAAUUCUCUGAUAAUUUAGCGGAGAAAGUUGGCUUCAACUCUUUUCUUUACGCCUUUCGCGUUGUGUUUAUCCAAUUGCUAAAUAGGUCACUUGGAUAGGUCGGGUGAAAUCGGCAGUAAACAUGGCUCUUUUUUAAGCCACGGUUGGCAAAAAAUGUGAUAGACUGAAAAGCCAUGACGAGAGUUCGGCAAAUGAGAAGAUUACAAAGUUAUUUCGCUUUCCUGUGUGGUAUUACUGUUUUACUUAGAAUUAAUACGAUGCUGCAAUCAUUUUCACAGCAAGCUUACGUGCGUGAUGAAAAAUACUUUGUUCGCUUCUCAAUAUUUAAGAACUUUGACUUGUGUCGUCGAGUUAUCUAUGUCCGACUGAAAGUAUUUUUCUGUCGGUUAUUGCUGCUGUCAUCGUACUCAUAGAAUUUAAGCGCCUUGUUUGCAACCAAAUUCCACACGAAACAUUUCACGAGUGUAAAGUUACACAAGCUCGCCGGAGCGCUGUUUGAUUUUAUGAAAAUGUAAAUGAUUUCUCGCAGAAUGGGGUUGAUUAGCUCUGGAUGUUCGACUUCUAAACCUCCAAGUAAACUAGAAGAAUUGCUUUAUCGGCGAAAACAUUUUGGUAGGAAUUCUGAGGAGCUGUGGUAAAAUCACGGUUUAGGUUUAGGUAAGAUUUCGAAGGUUUGCAGACAGUUGCGACCCAACUGCCUUUCGUGUGAUGGACAGCUAUGAAGUUUUUCUUGUUUUUCAUAAUACAGGGUUUGAUACGGACUUUGAUUAAGUAGUCUAGCAAAGGUUUGUUAUUUUAGAUGUAGCAUUUCUCUCGAUGGAUAUCGGUAUACUUUUUAUCCGAAUUUUUACUUGUUCAGAUCAAGUAUUCCUUGUUAUAUCGUACAAAGUCUGCAGCAGAUCACGCGUAAUGAUAGUCAGAUAGUUUCGUAGGUCAAUGCGUUUUGUUGAAGUUAUCAACCAAGACAUUAUUUUUAAACGUGUUAUUUUUAUGAUUUUCAAGGCCACACAAUGGUGCAAACAAGGUAGAUUUUUUCCCAUACCGUAGAGUUUAUCCGUUUCUCAAUUACAUGUAUGGUUUCUUACAAUGACUCUUUGAAGGCAAGUUGUAUGAAUUCAAAGGAAGAACAAUCCAACCUGGAAAUUUUGCGAUGAAGGAGCAAUAUUUUCGUAUCGAAGCUCCCAUCGCACAGUUAAUGCGAUUCUGAAGAUAAUCGAGGCUUUCUUCUCUAUUAGUUUAACUCGUCGUGCUUGCCUGUAUUUAUUAUCUUUUUAGCCAUGCAUGUACCCAACUUUUACCAAAUCUUGGGAACCAUUUUAUGAUUCUUACCACAUAGUGAACAUCAGAUGGCAAUGUGUUUUAUCCUUGACCUUAAAUCAAAUGGGGUGGGGGUAUUUAGCAAUGCAGCACAGGUUUUAGCACUGCAGUUGCUCUUUGGUACUUUCAUUUGAGAAUUUAAGAGAUUAAUUUGUUCUUUUAGUAACUAAAGCUGAGAAUGCUCUUUUGAGCCAGUUUACUGUAGAAAUGAGUAACUGGUCAUGUUCUCAGUGUUACAAAAUUUUUCACCGUUUUGCAUCCAAAAUCCUUGCACAAACUCUGCAGAUUAAUAAAUAGAGCACUCUGAGGUGAUUAGAAUAACCUACAGACAUGAUUUGCUUAUUAAUUUGUUAUGAAUAGAUUCCAUGUUGCUGUGUCGUCUGAUCAGUAAUAGUUUGUAGAUGGCAUCAGAAUUUGGUGAGAGUAAAAUAGUGGCACUGAUGUCCUUAUCACAUUUUGACAUCAUCUGUGAUCUAUUAUUUUACAAACUCAUGUCAACAAAUAAUUUAUUUGUUUUACACCGUAAAGAAGCAAAUUGUGGCUAAAAGUGAUGUCAACAUGCAUCUGUCUUUAAAUAGACUGCAAGUAAGAACUGAUCAAAGUGCGUUUGUAAUUCAGCCUAUUUUUAAAAAAAUUAUCUUAAUACAAGCUGAAUUGUACAAAUAUAUAUUGUAUGUAGCGGUAAUAUUCCUUUUAAAAAGAUUGGUUUGCUCUAUACACAAAAGCAUAAAUCUUAAUGUUAUCAAGAUAUGUAAACCUGUAGAAAUGUUUUGAAUGCAUGAUUGUUCUAGCUUGGCCUGAUAUGGGGCAUAUGUAGGUCAUGCUGUGAGAAUGUACACCAGGCUCUUUCAAUCUUUAAGCUGCAUAUUCUGCAUGUAUAUUGAUCUUUAUAAGUAUUGUAUUUCAUCAUAUUUGACAGGCAAUAACCUUUUUUGUGGUAAUAAGAGAUACAGUAUGGGGUAAUAAGAGAUACAGUAUGCAGUAAAGUUUUAUUUUAGCAAGGUUGGAUGAAUUGCUGUAAAGUAAGGGCUGUUGUUCUUGGCAAAAGCACCAUCACUAACUUGUUUUGAUGUGCAUUCAAAGGAUGACAACCAAGUGAGCAAAUUGGAAAUGUGAUUAUAGUUUUUAGUAUUUAGUACUUUCCUGACUCAGCUGGUUUUGGUAAGAACAGCCACCAGCCCCAUUAGGGUUAAAUGAUACUGAUUUAUCAGCAAAUGUAUCCAAGGAGGGAUUAAUGUACAUGUACAAUUUAAAGUUACAUGUAUUCAAGGCCACUUGUUUACGAAUUAGAUCAUCAAUGUUUAGAUUUGGUACAUGUCUGCACAAUAAAUUUUAUUUUGCUUUAUUUUUGGUAGAUUGUCAUUUCCAUUUUAUGUUAAUUCAUGUGUUAACUGCAUAUUAUUCUUACAACUUAUCACAAAAGAAAUUUCAGUGAACAUUAGAAUCAAUGACCCAGGCUAGAGUUAUACACAUGUUGCCAUGAAAACCAUGGAUGACAAUUUUUUAGUUGGAACUUUAAUUCUGGUUAGGUUUAGAUUGAAAGCCUUUUGCACUUUUAACAUGUAGCACUUUUUGUUUAUUCGCCUGGUCUGGACAUAGGUCAUAUACUGUUACACCUUGUUAUGACAUGCAAUGCUAGUACAGAAACAAAGGUUACAACUCUUAUUUUAUUGUGAAAAUCACCUUGGUGCAUGCACAAGCACAAGGAUCAAAAAAUGUUUCCUUCAUCUUGACCUUGCACUUCUGCUUGCUCUGAGGUUGUUUUCAUGGUGAUAAUGGAAAUGUCAUGCUUGGCCGGUUAGUGAAAACCAGGCUUUAAUAAUACACUCAUCACAUCACUUUUUUCUUUCUUUUCACAUCAGUUCAUUGCCUUUAGAUGAAACUUGAACUUUCUGAUCUAUUUAUAUUACUGGACAGUGCUGCAAGCUGCAACUUUUCUGGUUGAUAUGGCAAGUACACUUUGGGGGAAAAUUUUGGCAUCUAAAUUUUGACUUAGAGACCACUCAUUUUUCACUGCUGCAGGGUGGGUGGGUGGGUGGGUUGAAUGAUUUUUGCACCAGAUGAUCACAUGGUUCUCAGGGGGAACAGAGAAGGGAUCAGUCAUCACUGACAGAGUGUAAAGGGGGACUAUAUUGAAAAUUUUUGGCUUGUAAAUUUUCAAAGAAAGUUGCUAAACUGGCAAGUCAAAACGUUCCUUAUACCUACUUUAUGUUUACAAGUUACCUGACUGGCUAGUAGAAUUUGCGGAGGAAGUACAGGUUUAUGUCCAAUAAGGGAAUUGGAAAGUUAGUUUUUACUGUUGUUUCUUGAACUGCAGAAUAAGGUAAAUUCAGGUUUUGGUGUGUACAUAAUAUAUAAAAAGGAGGAAUGCAUUUUGAUUUGGGAAGAGGUUCAUGCAAUCUAUGUACAUGUGUUUGGUUAUUACAAUGUGUAUUUUAAAUACACCAUUGAAUGCAAAAGCCAUGGCUAAUGACAAUACAUUUAAGUGUACAGUAGAUGGACUUGAUGUCUUAGUGAAAUUAUAAGAGCUUCUAAUGUAAACAGCACCUCCUAAUAAUCAUAUACUCUACUGUUGUAAUUUUGUGUUGCAAUUCAAUGAUGUUUUCAUAAAUUUAAACUCAACAAGUAGCAUUUGGAUUUGUUUCUACAUGUACAAGUAUGAUUGGACUUUGUGUAAAGUACAGUACAUAUUUAACAACUUAAAUGACACAACUUGUUUGAUUCAAUCUUGUUACUUUUGGAAAAUUGAUUGCAUUUAACCAUUUAAAGGAAAUACAUGUAAUACUCAAGAAUUAAUUGUUGUUGCCUGCUACAAGAUCUAGAAUAUGUUUUAAAUUCUUCAUGAUACAAUGUAUUAAGUGGAAGCCAUUUACCAAUACUUUUGAAUUUACUGAUAACUUACCAUUAUGCAGACCUUAGUUAAAAUUUACUAUGAAGUUAAAUUUGGGCUUGCUUGUCAGAGCUCUGGACUACAUGUACACUGUGCAUGUUGUAAUCUUAGAAGUAGCUUGCCUGAAGGGUAAGGAAAUUUGUUUUAUUUUCAUCUCACCAUGUGUAUUUUGUCUUUGCAGAAUUUGAAACCAAAGUCACCAGAGGGGCAAAUAACAACAUCAAUUACGGAAAACAGUAACGACAAACCAAAAGCACCCCCAAAGAAAAGCAUCUCGAUGACCUCAGUGGUUUCAUCAGCAGAGAUUUGCAGAAUAUGUCACUGUGAGGCAGAACCUGACCAACCUCUGAUCUCUCCAUGUUUGUGUGCUGGGUCUUUGCAGUACGUUCAUCAGAGUUGCCUCCAGAGAUGGAUCAAAAGCUCAGACACCAAGAAAUGUGAACUCUGUAAAUAUGAGUUCCGCAUGGAAUCAAAAAUGAAGCCCAUAACCAAGGUUAGUUGCUGAGUGCACAAGUUUAAAAAAAGAACUAUAUGGGUAGAAGACAAUGUACAUGUACACUGUACAUUAAUUCACUGUAAACCACUGUAUGCUGGUACACAUAUUUGACAAUUUUUGCAUUCUAUGCUUUGGAAUGUUGCUUUGAUGUGAGAAACCUAGUUCAUCUCUAAGGGAGGGUUAGUUAAACAGAGUUAAGCUGUUGUUUAACAAAACCCUGUGCUUGAAUUUUAGGUAAAUCUUUUAUCUGAAAAUUUAUUUUUGUGAAUGUAGUGACAACAGGGCUGAAAGCUAGGGGUGGAAGGACAUUUAUUUCAUGAAAAAAACCCUCUUAUAGAGAAUAAGGAAGGCCCACUGCUUGCAUAAAACCGCAGUUUGGUUUAGAUUCUGGUAGUAAAUGGCCUCUAAUGUUUGCAAACAGCAUAAAAAAAUCAAAUAGUUUAGUUUGGAAAAACGGUUUGUUUUUUGGGAUAGAUUCAACUCCAGGUGUCACUUUCUGUUUCCCUUCUCUGUUAUUCCUGUGUCUUUAUCUCAUUUUUCCCCAAUAUCAGAGUAAACAUGUGCAUUGAAGUAUUUUAAAACUCUCUUUAUUUUAAAACAGUGGAAAGCUCUUGAUAUGACAAGAAGUGAGCGUCGCAAGAUCCUCUGCUCAGUUUCAUUUCAUGUGAUUGCCAUCACAUGUGUGGUGUGGUCACUGUGGGUUCUUAUUGAGCGCACUGCUGAGGAAAUCAGGGAAGGGCAGUUGGAUUGGCCUUUUUGGACCAAACUGGUGGUGGUAGCUAUUGGUUUCACUGGAGGAUUGGUUUUUAUGUAUGUCCAAUGUAAAGUGUACGUCCAACUCUGGAGGCGCCUGAGAGCAUUUAACCGUAUAAUCUUAGUCAAGGAUGUCCCACAAGAAGGCCCUGAGAAUAUCUAGCCAAGGGCCCCUCUUUGCUGUAAAUAGAUGUCAUAGUGCUGAGUCCAAGGUGAGGUUUCUGUUUUGAGCAGAAUAACUCUCUCUUGUGCUAUGGAGUUUAUGUGGAUGUUGGGCCAUAUAGAUAUUUCAGUAGUGUGUGACAGGCUCUCUCAGCUGCAGAAAAUCUGACAAGGGAUCAACAAGUUUUGUGACCCCAAGUAGUCCACAGAACUCUUCAAAGUGUGAUAUGAUGAUGCUCUGCUCUCUCCAAAAUUGUGACUGCACAGUAUAAGUGUCUUGUCGCACAUAGGCCAGCAGUCUUUCUGAACUUUUGGGGGUCCCCAACUGCUGAAGCGAAUGUAUACAAUGUAGCAAUCACUGAAUAGUGUUUAGUUAGUUAGAUGGAAAUAAUUGGUCAUACAGUCUUCAGAAAAAUCUUAGUUGAAAGAGUGGGUAAAUUACUUUAAACAUGACUCUAACAAAUUGUUUUAAAAUCUCAGUACAGGAAAAGUGCCUGUAGGGGAUAAGUAAUGUACUGCAAGUAAACUUGUUGGAAAAAAUUAUAGUCACAUGCAUACAGAGAAAUUUUUAGUUACAUUUUUUUUUUGUAACAUGUGUUGUAAUGACAAAUGAAAGGGUGCUUCAUCUUAGCAAGGAGUUGUAACUAGGUAACAAAAUUGUGUCUAGCAUUCUCUUUGAAUUACAUGUACAUUAUGUAUUAUCAUGAUAAUUAUUGUAAUAUUAUCAGUAAACCACUGUCCAUUCAUGAAUUGAAGCACAGAAUUAUUUUAGUUCUUGACAUAUUUGGCAUUAGAAUUCACUACGUACCAUAAAUCAUGAGCUACAUGUAUGCAUGGUAAUGUUUACGGGUUUACAGUACUGCUCAGAUAUAUUUUAACUCAGCAGAUGCAUUUUGUAUGCUCAGAGGCAGGGUCUUCAGAUGCACGUACCUCGCUAGUGGCUUUAGAGUAUGUACAGGUAGAUGUCUAAAACAACUUGUGUCUCAAACUAAAGACAUCAAGAAUUUCAUUUUUCUCGAAAAAUAUGCUAGUGGCUUUUGAGUACAUAUAGGUAGAUGUUGAAAACAACUUGUGUCUCAAACUGAAGACAUCAAGAAUUUCAUUUUUCAAGAAAAACGUACUCUUAAGUCACAAAAAAAUUCAAAUCAAUUCAUCAUUGUGAAGGCUGAUUGUGGGAAAAAUUUGUAACAAUGCAUAUGCAGAUAAUUCAACCUGUAAAGUGUACAGGAUGUUUUUGAAUAUAUCAGUCAAAGUGUUGAAGGGCAUCACAACAUCAUCAAACAAUGAUUUGGAGACUUGUGCUCAAGAGGUAACUAAAUCCUACUGGAUAGAGCAGAGAUACAGUAGGAUUACAGUAGGGGAGAGACUUUGGUCACUGAAGGUGAUAUUUGUAUAACUUAUCUCACCUGUCUGUGCUCUUGUCACAUAGUUUUCUUCAUUUUCUGUUUAAAAAAAAUUAAAUUCUUACCUGGUAUGAAACUGGGUAAUUUUGUUGUUUUGCCACAAAAAAAAUAUAAUAAAAAUAAACUGUAAGUUCUUAACUGAUAUUGAAGCCAGUUUUUUUUUUCUUUUCUUCAUUUUCAAUCGUUAAAAGCAGAUUUUUUUGUACAGCGUAUUGAAUAAAGCACAUGUAAGCUGUUUACUGUUGAAUGAAAUAUCCAUUUUAAGUGAAUGUAAAGAAUUAACCAUCCAAAUUGAGACAGGAUGUUGUCUGGUACUUGAUUGUCUGUGUUGUGGAAGUCACCCUAGGGGCAAACAGUUUCUUCUUUUACAAUGAUUUUCAUUUAUCCUUCCACUUGGAGAUAUCUAGCUGGUGUUAUCUUGGUGUAACACGAAAUUCUUAAAACAGAUUAACAAGGAAAUGUACAUCAGCUGAAUAGGGGAAUUUAAGAGAAUCACAAGUCAGUCAUUAGUUGUCAGGGCAGAGCUGACUAACGUUUGCGCAUGGCUCGAACUUUCGUGGGCUUACGUGUAAAACCAUAGCAAUACCAGUAAAGCGGUGGAAUUCUU
Molecule: messenger RNA, 7962 nt
Organism: Pocillopora meandrina
Lineage: Eukaryota; Metazoa; Cnidaria; Anthozoa; Scleractinia; Pocilloporidae
Source: the annotation of a GenBank genome assembly